Messenger RNA from Musa acuminata AAA Group (dessert banana), 2298 nucleotides. Its product is annotated as embryonic protein DC-8-like. Bases 335 to 1993 code for a protein of 552 amino acids. The transcript has 3 exons. The record is from RefSeq and is a predicted model, not a curated record. NCBI's taxonomy places the organism in Eukaryota, Viridiplantae, Streptophyta, Magnoliopsida, Zingiberales, Musaceae.
AACCUCACGUGCAUAUGUUUUUUUUUUUUGUUGAGAUUUAUCCAUUAGCUACAGAAGAAAAAAAAACUACAAAAAUCAAAAGAAAAAGGCCACGCGUCACCUCUUCCUUUUUCCGCUCGCGCGUCGUUUACAUAUGGUUUCAACGGAGAAGGCAUCGACAAAAUCGUGGCGGAAUGUGUUGGCCCCGUAAGCUGAAGUGUGUUUUUCUCUUUGCAUAUAUCUCAAUUAUGCAGGUGAAGACAAACAUCCUCGUACGUGUAAGUUCCACCUCAGCCCACGUCGUACACGUGGCGGGCUGCGGCCAGACCUCUACGAGACGGUCAUCAUCCUUCUUAUGCCCGCCCACUUCCUCCACCCUACGUGCCCUCUCCUCUGCUCCUCACCCACGACGUGUCACACCAGGUGUCCACUCUUACCUUCUGCCACGACACCAACUGCCGCCCUCGCUUCCCUUUUAAGGCGUCCUCACCAUCUUUCCUUCGCUAAGUUCACUCUUUGGCGAAGAGAAGAGAUCGUUGCACGCAUAAUGGCUUCAGGGCAACAAGUCAACAGGGAGGAGGAGGUUUCCAGAGAAGAGGAACGAGCCAAGAGGGAGGCCAUGUCGCUGGAGGAGAUCGGCCACUACCGCGCCACCGCUCAGCAGAACUCCAUCGAGUCCAUCAGGGCCGCGGAGGAGCGGUACGAGAAGGCCAAGCAUGCUGGCUUGGCGACGGUCCACCACGCCAAAGAAACCGUCGUCCACGGCCUCGGCGCCGCGGGGGCUUAUGCCGCCGCCAAAGGCACCGAGGCGAAGGAUUAUGCGGGCGAGAAAGCCCGCGGUGCAGCUGAAGUUGCUGCGCAGAAGGCUGCCGCAGCAAAGGAUGUCACCGUCGAAAAGGGCCGACAGGGGCUCGAAGUCGCAAAGGAUACCGCGGCCCAGGCGGCGGUGAAGGCCAAGGACUUGACUGUUGGCACUGGUGAGACCGCAAUGGAGUAUGCAAAGGAAACGGCCGCGAAGACGAAGGAUGUGACAGUGUACACGGGCCAGACCGCAGUGGAUUACGUGAAGCUGGCAGCCAUGAAGACGAAGGAUGUCACGGCCGGUGCGGGCGAGACAGCCAUAGAUUACGCAAAGCAGGCAGUGGAGAAGGCAAAGGAUGUGACGAUAAGCACCGGGCAGACUGCUGCUGAGUUCGCGCAGCUAGCUGCUGCAAAGACAAAGGAUGCGACGCUGAGUGCAGCAGAGUACGCGCGCGAGAAGACCGUGGGAGCCAAGGAUACAGCUUCUGAGACAACGCAGAGAACCACAGAGGAGGUAAAGGAGACCGCGAAGGCCAUGGGUCAUGGAGCUAUGGAGAAGGCGGAAGAGGCCAAGGAAGCAGCAAAGGACACAGGCGGAAGAGCCAUGGGAUACACAAGUAACAAGGCUGAGGAGGCAAUGGUGGCUGCUAGGGCUAUGGCUCGGAAAGCCGUGGAGAAAGCUCGGGAAGCUAGGGAAGCAGCGAAAGGCACGGGCGAAGAAGCCAUGAGGAAAGCAAGAGCGAAGGCAGAGGAGGCAAUAGAGGCAGCCAAGAGAGCCCUGGAGUACGCAGCGUUCAAGGGAGGGGAAGAACAGGAGUACACUGACGAGAAAGCAUCCGAAGCAAAGGAAAAACGAGGAGAGAAGACCGAAGAGGCCAAGAGAAUCAUGGAGGGAGCAAAACAGGAAGCAGGAGGAGGAGAAGCCAUGGAGACCGGAGAUGAAGCUAAACACUACAAGGAAGAGAAAGCUACCGAACCACAGAAAGUAGAGGCAGGGGAAGGAGGAGGAGGAGGAGGAGGAGGAGGAGGAGAAGAAACCAAGCCAGCGAAGAUCCCUGCGGCGGUAAUAGAGGUCACAAUGCAAGAGGCGAUUGAUUCCACUGCUGCUGCCGGGGAGCUACUGGAAACCAUUGGCGUGGCAGUCACCGAAAUUGCCAUGUCUACAGCUGAUAUGAUCAUCGGAUUAGAUGCAGAAGAGAAGAGAGGUGAAUGAAUGCAUUAGACAGCAGUUCCAAAUAAUUAGGCCUUUCACUUGUGUGCUGUGUCCAGAGAUAAAAAUAGAAUGGUGGAGUUGUAUGUGGAUCAAAUGGCGUCGCGCCAUCUUUACAUGAGUAGUAAUAGUAGAUCAUGCUUGCCUAGCGAGAUGUAGACCUGCAAUAGAGCUUGUGGUGGUGGUGGUGUGGGCUCUGUAACCGGAGACUGUGAGCUUUGUCCUUCAGUUCCUGGAAUGCUCGCAUGGUUUCUACAUCGAAACCUCCUGCAAACUGGCGAUGAUGGAAGAAGAAAAAUUGAUGAUAA